UCCCUUGUACCAUUAACCCAUUCACAAAGGAAAAAAAGAGAGAGAUGGCUCUGAGAAUGUGGGCUUCUUCUACAGCCAACGCUCUCAAGCUCUCUCGCGCCUCCAAGGCUAACCUCUCUCCCGCUUUCUCCAUCUCCAGAUGCUUCUCCACAGUGUUGGAGGGGCUGAAGUAUGCGAGUUCACACGAGUGGGUGAAACAUGAAGGCUCUGUGGCUAUCAUUGGCAUCAGUGACCAUGCCCAGGACCAUCUAGGUGAAGUGGUGUUUGUGGAGCUGCCAGAAGAGAAUGCUUCAGUUAACAAAGACAAAGCCUUUGGAGCUGUGGAGAGUGUCAAAGCCACGAGUGAAAUCAUUUCCCCCAUCUCCGGUGAAGUCAUUGAAAUCAACACAAAACUCGCCGACUCGCCCGGCCUGAUCAACUCGAGCCCUUAUGAAGAUGGCUGGAUGAUCAAAGUGAAGCCAAGCAGUCCCUCGGAGCUGGAAUCUUUGAUGGGUCCAAAGGAAUACACCAAGUUCUGCGAGGAAGAAGAUGCUUCUCACUAGCCCUAAAAAGAAGAAAAACAAUGAAAAUCCACAAACUGACCCACCAUAAAGAUCAAUCUAUCAAUUCUCGUGUUUCUUUCUCCUCA
This is a messenger RNA of Tarenaya hassleriana, 628 nucleotides long. RefSeq names its product glycine cleavage system H protein 3, mitochondrial-like. The coding region runs from base 45 to 542 and encodes 165 amino acids. The transcript is spliced from 4 exons. Gene Ontology annotation, biological process: glycine decarboxylation via glycine cleavage system; protein lipoylation. Lineage: Eukaryota; Viridiplantae; Streptophyta; Magnoliopsida; Brassicales; Cleomaceae. The record is from RefSeq and is a predicted model, not a curated record. Gene Ontology annotation, cellular component: cytoplasm; glycine cleavage complex; mitochondrion.